Peromyscus eremicus (cactus mouse) is the source of this 1366-nucleotide messenger RNA. Its product is annotated as elastin-like. Bases 1 to 1245 code for a protein of 414 amino acids. The record is from RefSeq and is a predicted model, not a curated record. The transcript is spliced from 16 exons. Gene Ontology annotation, molecular function: extracellular matrix structural constituent. NCBI's taxonomy places the organism in Eukaryota, Metazoa, Chordata, Mammalia, Rodentia, Cricetidae.
AUGGUUGGACUAGGAUGUGGCUACGGACUGCCCUACACCAAUGGGAAGUUGCCCUAUGGAGUGGCUGGUGCAGGCGGCAAGGCUGGCUACCCAACAGGGACAGGGGUUGGAUCCCAGGCAGCGGCUGCAGCAGCUAAAGCAGCGAAGUAUGGUGCUGGAGGAGCUGGAGUCCUCCCUGGUGUUGGAGGGGCUGGCAUUCCUGGUGGUGCUGGAGCAAUUCCUGGGAUUGGAGGCAUUGCAGGUGCUGGGACUCCCGCAGCUGCUGCUGCUGCCAAGGCUGCUGCUAAGGCUGCUAAGUAUGGAGCUGCUGGAGGCUUAGUACCUGGUGGACCAGGAGUUAGGGUCCCAGGUGUUGGGAUCCCAGGUGUUGGGAUCCCAGGUGUUGGUGGCAUCCCAGGUGUUGGUGUUGGUGGCAUCCCAGGUGUUGGGGGCCCUGGUAUCGGAGGCCCAGGCAUCGUGGGUGGACCAGGGGCUGUGUCACCAGCUGCUGCUGCUAAAGCUGCUGCCAAAGCUGCCAAAUAUGGAGCCAGAGGUGGAGUUGGCAUUCCAACAUAUGGAGUUGGUGCUGGGGGCUUUCCUGGCUAUGGUGUUGGAGCUGGAGCUGGACUCGGAGGUGCAAGCCAAGCAGCUGCUGCUGCCGCUGCCAAAGCUGCCAAGUACGGUGCUGGUGGAGCCGGAGCCCUGGGAGGCCUAGUGCCAGGUGCAGGGGCAGGAGCAAUACCAGGUGUACCAGGCACUGGGGGAGUGCCAGGGGGCGUCAGCAGCACUAUGCCUAAAGCCCAGGCCACCCACCUCAGCACCCUUCCCUGUCUGCAGUGUGAGGCCGUGGAGCAGGUACCCCUGCAGCGGCAGCUGCUGCCGCUGCCGCCAAGGCAGCCGCCAAAGCGGGCCAGUAUGGUUUGGGCCCUGGCGUUGGUGGUGUUCCCGGUGGAGUUGGUGUGGGUGGGGUUCCUGGUGGAGUUGGCCCUGGUGGUGUUACUGGUAUUGGAGCUGGUCCCGGCAUCGGCAUUGGACCUGGUGGUAUUGGAGCAGGGACGCCAGCUGCUGCCAAAUCUGCUGCUAAGGCAGCCGCCAAAGCCCAGUACAGGGCUGCUGCCGGGCUUGGGGCAGGUGUCCCUGGAUUUGGGGCAGGUGCUGGUGUCCCUGGAUUUGGGGCAGGUGCUGGUGUCCCUGGAUUUGGGGCAGGUGCUGGUGUCCCUGGAUUUGGAGCUGGAGCAGGUAAGGAGAAUUCUAAGGACUGGAUAAAGUACCCUUGAGCUCAGAGAAAGAGGGCCUGCUUCAUCCCAGGACUCCAUCCCUAUGUCCUUACAAAGCAUCCAUUAGAUUUUCCUGGGCAGGCAAAAGCAAACGGGUAUCAGGUAGGUAG